Messenger RNA from Penicillium salamii, 693 nucleotides. Lineage: Eukaryota; Fungi; Ascomycota; Eurotiomycetes; Eurotiales; Aspergillaceae. The record is from the annotation of a GenBank genome assembly.
AUGACGUCCAACAUCCCCGAAAUCCUCCUCCUCUGCAUGGACGAAUCCUUCAUCACAGCCUUCAAUAAAGCCCUAAAAACAACCUGGCCAUCCCCCACAAUCAAAAUAACCCCCAUAAACGAACGCCUCAACUCUCUACCCACAGGAACAACCUUCGACCUAAUCGUCUCCCCAGCAAAUUCCUACGCCCGUCUAGACGGUGCCUUCGACCACGCAAUCUCAGCAACCUUCAGCCCCCGCACCGACUACCACGCUCUGACCCGCGCCGCCCAGGCCGUCCUCUACGAGAAAUGGCGCGGUUUCGCUCCCCCAGGCUCAUGUACACUGGUCCCAUUCCCGAAACCCCUGAAGGUGAACCCGUACGGGUGCUCGUGGGUCGCUAUUUGUCCUACGAUGCGGGAACCGGGGAAUGUAAAUUGGGAUCGGGAGGUGGUUUAUGAAUGUAUUUGGAGUUUGCUGUGUCAGGUUGAAGGGUUUAAUCGGACUUGUAAGGGGAUGGGGAUUGAGAGGAUUCUUAUGACGCCGCUGGCGGUGGGGGUGGGGAAGGUUAGUAUGGAUCGGUGGGCGGCGCAGACGGUGCUUGCUUUGAAGCAUUUUGUUGAUGCUGUGGAGAAGCCGGAGAGGUGGGGGGCUUUGCAGUGGGAUGCUAUUGAGAAGGAUUGUGGGGAGGUUGAGAAGACGUGGGGGCUUUGA